Messenger RNA from Pyrgilauda ruficollis (rufous-necked snowfinch), 1353 nucleotides. It is a transcript of the gene SERPINA10, whose product is annotated as serpin family A member 10. The record is from RefSeq and is a predicted model, not a curated record. The coding region runs from base 19 to 1353 and encodes 444 amino acids. Gene Ontology annotation, biological process: blood coagulation; negative regulation of endopeptidase activity. The transcript is spliced from 4 exons. Lineage: Eukaryota; Metazoa; Chordata; Aves; Passeriformes; Passeridae. Gene Ontology annotation, molecular function: serine-type endopeptidase inhibitor activity.
UCAUUAUUGGAUGCCAACAUGAAAACAGGAAUCUACAUACUUCUCUUAAGUGAAUUAUGUUUUGAAUUCAUCCAGGCUGGUAUCAAACCUAAAUUUCCAAAAGAGGAAAAAGAGAGUAAUUUCUUGGAAAGAAAUAACGUCAGUAUUUCCAAAGAGUGGUAUCAUCACAAAAAUAUCUCUAAGCCUUUUGAACAUCAAGGUUUUGAAGACCAAGGUCUUGAAGACUUCACUCUUCACAACUUCACUGAAAAGACUGCAAAUUUCGGAUUUAACCUCUACAGAAAAAUUGCAAUGACACAUGAUAAUAAUGUAGUCAUCUCUCCAUUUUCUGUGUCAGCUCUCAUGAGUGUCUAUAUGAUGGCAGCCAAAGGAGAAACACACAGACAAAUUGUAAAAGGUCUGAACCUCCAUGCUUUGAAGGACAGAGUGGAUCACCAACAUUUACCAGCUUUGUUUAAACAAUUGAUAGGUAACAUCACAAUGAAUGAAGAAUUUCUCCUCAUGCAAGGUGUUCUUUCUUUUAUUCAAAAGGACUUCAGACUCAAAGAGUCCUUCCUGAAUUUAUCUAAUCAGUACUUUGAUAUGGAAUUCCUGAAAGUGGACUUUGAAAACUUAACACAGGCAAAACUUUUCAUCAAUCAAAACAUUAAUAAAAUGACCAAAGGAAAAAUCCCAAGGCUUUUUGAAGAGCUGGACCGCCAUAAUAAACUGGUGCUUGUGGACUACAUUUUCUUUAAAGGCAAGUGGGUCUAUCCAUUUAAUUCCAAAUUCACGGAAAUUGAGACUUUCCACAUUAACAAAUACAGAAGCGUACAGGUACCUAUGAUGUUCAAGUCAGAUAAAAUUAAUUCCACUUUUGAUGAGAACUUGAGAUGCGCUGUGAUAAAGAUACCUUACAAAGGGAAUGCCCACAUGCUGAUUGUUAUCCCAGAAAAAGAGGGAGACUACAUUUCAAUUGAAGACCAUUUGACUACAGAGCUUGUGGAAUCCUGGCUUGGAAACAUGAAAACCAGAAAAAUGGAUAUUUCAUUUCCAAAGUUUAAACUAGAGCAAAAAUACAAAAUGAAGAAACUGCUUCAAGGUCUUGGAAUUAAAAAGCUCUUUACACGUUCAGCAGAUCUUAGUCAUCUGACAGAUGAAGAAUAUGUAGCAGUUUCACAGGUUGUCCAAAAUGCAGUUAUUGAAGUGGAUGAAGAAGGAACUGAGGCUGCAGCAGCAAGUGGCUCAGAAAUAACUGCAUUCACAGUGCCUCCUGUCAUCAAAGUGGACCGGCCAUUCCUCUUCAUGAUUUUUGAAGAAACUUUUAAAACAUUACUGUUCAUUGGCAGGGUGGUUGAUCCAACAGAAAUGUGA